UUGGUUCUGGUACUGUGGUCGAAAUGAAGCAGACAGGCUCUCCCAGUCCUCAGCCCUCUCCCUCUGCACUGAUUUAUUACCACCAUCUGGUUCCUGUUUCCUUGCACCAGCAGGAUGGAAAGUUCCAUAAACAAAGCCACUCUUGUUACCCUGCCCAAGCCGACUCUGCACAGCUAAUUUGCAGUUUUUCAAGACGUCACCACCACUCUGUGCCAGUUUUGCUUUCUUCUGGAUUGUUGAAUCCAGGUUGCUUCUGUGCAUGUCAAUGUUUGUUAGUUCAGUCCCAAAUGUUCUUUUGUUCGAUACAGCCUUCCCUGGUGGGUGUCCAUCAACUGUGACACCAUUUCCUGCUUUUGGUUUCCCUUGCUUGCCCAACCAACGGAAAGCAGGCUUUCUUGUGUCCGCUUGAUGUAUCUGGAAGCCAUAAUUCAAGAGUGGGUGUUAAAAAACAGCCCCUAUCAUUGGAUUUCGAUUUAAUCGUCAGUGAGGAUCGAAAGCCUACCUUCUCAAUUUGAUUCAAAGAAGACAGCACAUUGGCAAUAUCUCCGAACGUUAGCUGCAUUAUCAAUAAGAUAUCAAGAUUAUUAUGUUAAAAAAAUUACUUUGGAUCAUCCAUUUGCCACAAACACCUCUUACUAUUCGGUUUCCCUUUACAAAAUUAUACUAUCCAAUUGCAGGGGCUCUUCAUGUCCAUAUUUAGCGUUUAUUUAGCGUUUUCCUCGCAGAUGACGUCUUAGAAACGAACCGGGGGUUGCACUCCAUUCGGAGAUCUGUCCAACACCACCAACACAGAUGGGGUCAGCAAUCUCGACGUUGGUGUACCCAUGACAUCCGCUACACAGCCACCCCUCGCAAAUCUUAAAGAACGUAAGAGGCAAAGGGUAAGGGAUCGGUAUGCGCAAAUGUCUGGCCAAGAAAAAGAUGAAUUUUUGAAAAAGAAAUGUGAAGCAUAUCAUCGAAUAAAGCUGAAGCCACCCUUGUAAUUGCCGAACAACAUCAAACAUCCACACCCCUCCCAACUACAUCCAUUAAGGAGUACAUGGCUCCGUACGAUAGUAGUGAUUGGUUGCGCAGAAGUGAUACGUACCAGAGGCAAAACGUUCCUUUACCAUAUCGGGUACAAGAGAGAAUUAUGACCAGUACUGAAACAACAAAGACCCCUAUUCAAUUGCCAGGUGACUGCACACCUACGUAUGAAGACAUUGUUGAAAACGGAAGCAUCAUUGACGUCACUAAUACCCCACGUUGCCCUAUUCCAGGUGAUGACGAUGUCAUAUUCGAAGAGGACUCCGAAGAGGAGGAGGGCUACAUGUUUGCUGACGGGGACACUGAUGAGGAUGUCAAAUUCGAUGAAACUGACGACGCCUCUGCUACUAUCUCUAGCAUACCUGAUCUGUACGACCACAUGUAUAGCAAUAUACCCUCAACCACGCACAUGCUGAAGUAG
Phragmites australis (common reed) is the source of this 1447-nucleotide messenger RNA. RefSeq lists its product as uncharacterized. The record is from RefSeq and is a predicted model, not a curated record. The transcript has 5 exons. The coding region runs from base 1040 to 1447 and encodes 135 amino acids. NCBI's taxonomy places the organism in Eukaryota, Viridiplantae, Streptophyta, Magnoliopsida, Poales, Poaceae.